CCCAGAACCCACACACCCACCGUGUGUCAGCAAGACAGUGUGUGGCAGGGAAAGGGUUAAGUGGCAGAGAUAAAGUGGGGAAAUGAGCGGGUCAGACCUCACUGGGACCAGCUGCUGGGACUGACGGGAGACGAUCUGGGGUGGACUAGGACCAUAUCAUUGUGGAGUAAUUGUGUGACAUGGAAAUUGCAUGGUGAAAUCUGACAUGGCGCAACCUUUGCUCGGCAACAAGAACGGUGAUUCUGCCGCACAAUGCAUCUUGGCGUAUGGAGAUACCAUUGGGAUUCUGGGAACUGGGAAUUUUGCACGAUCCCUGGCCACACGUCUGCUGUAUUCGGGAUUCAAGGUUGUGGUGGGAAGCAGGAACCCUAAGCGCAAUGCCUGCCUCUUCCCAAGCGACGCUGAGGUGACUUGCCAAGAAGAUGCCAUGAAACGCGCUGAGCUGCUGUUUGUGGCGGUUUUUAGGGAACAUUAUUCAACAUUAAGCUCAUUGUCCGAGGCCUUGUCUGGGAAAAUACUGAUCGAUGUCAGUAAUAACCUGGAGAUCAACGUUCACGGAGAAUCCAACGCUGAAUACCUGGCCGCUCUCUUCCCACAGUGCACUGUGGUGAAAGCAUUUAAUGUGGUCUCAGCCUGGGCUCUGCAGGCCGGACCAAAGGAUGGAAACAAACAGGUCCUCAUCUCCUCCAACAGCCCCGAUGCCCGGAGCCGCGUAGCCUCCAUCGCUCGCAGCAUGGGAUUCAUCCCUGUGGAUAUGGGAUCCCUCUGCGCAGCUCGUGAAAUUGAGAACAUCCCUCUGCGCCUCCUGCCAUUCUGGAAGAUCCCGUCGGUGCUUGCUCUCUGCCUCUUCAUUUUCUUCUACCUCUACAACUUUGUGCGUGUGGUCCUGCACCCAUAUCUGAUGGAGAACAAGAACAUGUUCUACAAGAUGCCCAUAGAAGUGAUGAAUGUUACGUUACCCUGUGUGGCCUACGUUUUGCUGUCUCUGGUUUACAUGCCAGGAAUCCUUGCCACCUUUUACCAGCUGCGUUAUGGCACAAAGUACAGGCGAUUCCCAGACUGGUUGGACGAGUGGAUGUUGCACAGGAAGCAGAUUGGCCUGGUCAGCUUCUUCUUCGCGGCUCUGCACGCGGUGUAUAGCCUCUGUCUGCCCAUGCGUAGAUCUGCCCGCUACCAGAUCAUCAACGAGGCCAUCAAGCAGGUAAAGCAAAAUGUGUCCAAUUCCUGGGUGGAGGAGCAGGUCUGGAGAAUGGAGAUCUACGUCUCAGUCGGGAUAAUGGCCCUUGGAAUUCUGUCCCUCUUGGCUGUUUCUUCCUUACCAUCUGUCGGAAAUUCCCUGAACUGGAGAGAGUUCACAUUCAUCCAGUCUACGCUGGGAUUUGCCGCCAUGGUAAUCAGCACCCUCCAUACACUUACGUUUGGGUGGUCACGAGCGUUUGAAGGAAGCCGCUACAAGUUUUACCUGCCGCCUACCUUUACCCUCACGCUGGUGGUGCCUUUCAUCAUCAUAAUAGCCAGAAUCCUCUUCCUAUUGCCGUGUAUUCACGUAAAACUGCAGAAGAUCCGCAGAGGGUGGGAGAAGGACAAGUACGCAAAUGUCACCAGCCGGCUUCCCAGUGAGGGAUCAAGGGAAUCUUCCAGCAAUGUUUGACCGAAACGUCCUUCACGGCACUUCCACCAGGGCCUCCGCUCCUGGCUUACAUACAGCUGGAUAAGUCACCAGUUUAAAGUAACUUGUUGCCUCCAUGUUCUUGUAGACCAACCUGUAGACGUGAUUCCAAACUUUUACCAUAUGUACCAAAAAUACAAUGCCUUGUCCAAAAUAACCACUUCACGUAUGAAAUACUGCUCUGUGACAAAUGUCUACAGGAACUUGCUCUGUUCCAUAGAAGACCUUUCCUCCUCCGAUAACUCCUUCUGUGGGAAAGCCACGUGUCACCUAGUGCCAGGAAUUGUGCAGUUGGUUAGGGUUUCCCUGUUAUCCAGGCACAGGCAGCACCACGCUACGGGCAGAACCAGCGUUGGUCAUCCCCUUGAUGCCAUCAGGGAGCGGCCGUAGCGUCUGCCUCUGCUGUGAGCGCGUUAUUGGCGGAUGCUCUUCCAGCUCAGAUGCGGCUAGCUGUGCUGGCUGCUGCAAUGUAUUACCAAAACUACCAGAUCAGCCAAAGUAGUCAUUUGUAUCCGUUAUUACAGUCUGGGUAGUAAAUGUAGACUUAUUUAUAGCACAGAGCGGAAUAAACCUUAGUAACAGACCCCUCUGUCAUAUAUACAGAGAAGUGCCCUGUCUCAUAAUGGACAAGGUGUUUGCUCGCGGUCCCCCCAUUCCCUGGUACUCAUGCCUUUGCCUAAUCAGACUCUCCCAGUAUUGCCGGCUUUCACUGCGCCCUUAAGACGUAUGUUUUGUUAAAGCUUACCACCCUACUCUUAACUUGAUAUUCUUCCCUUCCCGCUUGCUGCUGGUAUAUUAACGCUUGGUACUGAGACGUGUUUUUAGGUUUACCCUGUACGGCGCUGCGCACACUUAGUGGCACCUUAUAAAAGUAAAUAAGGCGCCACUGUCACAGAUAAACUGUAGCGCUCAGUUAUUGCAUGGGUGAAGGAUAACAUCAUUUUUUAUGGGCUGUGUUCCACACACUUUACAUUUCAGGGGGCGUCCUGUAAUCACUGUUUACAUCAGAGGUUCUCAAACUCGGUCCUCGGGGGCUCACACAGUGCAUGUUUUGCAGGUCUCACAGAAUCACAAGUGAAAUAAUUAGCUCCACCUGUGGACCUUUUAAAAUGUGUCAGUGAGUAAUUAAUACACCUGUGCACCUGCAAAACAUGCACUGUGUGGGCCCACGAGGACCAAGUUUGAGAACCUCUGGUUCACAUAAUGGAAAUGUCUAUGUCAGUAAGUAAAACUAUCACUGAAGGGAUCCAGUGCUGGAAUAUAGGAGUCUGGCUGCAGGGCUCACACAAGGACAAUCCACAGGGACAAGCGGCUGUGUGUUAUUAAGAUUAUCGAAAUGUAUUUUAAUACUUAUAGACUAGGACCAAACGGGUAAUUACCCCGUCUCGUAGCAACAUCCCAGUGUACAUUUCCCAUAGGGAAUCGAUGUAAAUGCAGAACUGUCACAGACUCUUAUAUUAUAGACUGUUUCUGUAUUAUAUAUACACCAAAGCACAAUGCUGUAUUUACACCUUGUGCCUAUACCGGACCGUACGAUUGUAAGAUCUGUAUCUGUGCCUUAAUAAAGUGUAUUUACCCUGUA
Messenger RNA from Pseudophryne corroboree (corroboree frog), 3251 nucleotides. RefSeq names its product STEAP3 metalloreductase (gene STEAP3). The record is from RefSeq and is a predicted model, not a curated record. Gene Ontology annotation, molecular function: ferric-chelate reductase (NADPH) activity; cupric reductase (NADH) activity. Gene Ontology annotation, biological process: copper ion import. The transcript is spliced from 5 exons. Bases 191 to 1651 code for a protein of 486 amino acids. Lineage: Eukaryota; Metazoa; Chordata; Amphibia; Anura; Myobatrachidae. Gene Ontology annotation, cellular component: endosome; plasma membrane.